This is a messenger RNA of Lotus japonicus, 1455 nucleotides long. Its product is annotated as protein MAIN-LIKE 1-like. The record is from RefSeq and is a predicted model, not a curated record. Bases 1 to 1455 code for a protein of 484 amino acids. The transcript is spliced from 6 exons. Gene Ontology annotation, biological process: meristem maintenance; meristem development. NCBI's taxonomy places the organism in Eukaryota, Viridiplantae, Streptophyta, Magnoliopsida, Fabales, Fabaceae.
AUGACUCUAGAUGGGGAUUGGCAAAACAAAGUUUACAAGAUAUAUGACAAGAACAAAGAAUUUGAAUGUGCCCUCGGCCAACGAAAGGAGAAUCCCCCCACGGCAUCGGUACGUAAGGAGCAUGAAGUCGCCGCCCUACGAAAGAAAGAAGAAGCACGUAAAAGGCGUGACGAGGCAACCCGUAAAAGGCGUGCAGGUAGUGCAACGACUGCUGCCAGUGCAGUACAGGAGCCUGAGCUUGUGCCUGAACCUGAACCAAUACAGGAGCCUGAAGAUGAUGAUAUGGUAAAGGGAAGGGUUGAGGCUGCUGGUCUAUUGCCUUUCUUGACAUGCAACUUUCCCUCUGUUGACAAGACCAUGCUAACAGCGUUUGUGGAGAGAUGGCAGCCGGAGACAUCCUCUUUCCAUAUGCCAUUUGGGGAGAUGACCAUCACACUGGAUGAUGUUAGUUAUUUGCUACACAUUCUUGUGAAGGGAAAAUUCUUCACUCUCCCAGUCCUGACUCGUGAGGAAGCAGCCACUAUAUUGCAUAAACAGCUUGGUGUUACACAAGCAGCUGCUGAAGAGGAGAUUCGAAAGUCCUUAGGACCUUAUGCUCGUUAUACAUGGUUGUUGAAGGUGGCUGAGGACAUGGCUAAGGAAGGGAAGACCAAGAAAGCUGCUAGAGCCUUCUUGCUGCGUUUGGUGGGGAUGACGAUCUUCUGUGGGAAGACAAACAACAAGGUGGAUGUUGCAUAUUUGGGGAUGUUCAUGGACUUGGAAAAGGUUGGGGAGUAUGCAUGGGGUGCCAUGGCAUUGGCUUUCCUUUAUGACCAGCUGAAGGACGCCACCAAGGUCUGCACCAGUAGCCUUAGAGGAUACUUAAAUCUGUUUCAGGCAUGGAUAUUUGAGCACUUCCCUGCUUCAUUGUUUGAUAGAAACCUGAACAGGAAAUACAAUGAGAAAGAUCCUGGGUGGAUUCGGCAUUCAGGCAUCAUCCGCCCAUAUCUUCCAAAGCGUGUGUUGAGGCAGUUCCAUAUGCUCCAGGAUCAAUCCAAUUUACCACCGGCAAACAUUCCCCGUGUUGAGGAUAUUGAUGAGAGGUUUGAGAACAUGGCUCAUUGCGUGGCUGCUCAACAUACUGACACUCCAACGACAACGCCUCGCUACUUUGAGUGGUACAAGUCAAUCUCACACCGCUUUGUGGUCCCUCCUGAAAUAAGAGGUCCUGUGACAGUAACUCUUGUGAAUGUUCUCAAACAAUUACGGGAGUUGAGUGAUAUCAUAGUUGAUCCCAGUGAGACGCCUCAGCGGAUCCUCGAGGCAAACCAGCGUAUGCGGGAUAUCAUACUGCAGCACUUGGAGUAUGGAGGUGAUGAUGAUGACAAUGGCAUUGGCAAUGGAGUUGCACCUCAUGGUGGUGGUGCCCGUGACAGAAAGAAGAAAGGAAAAGCAUCUACCUCGAAGACUAGUUAG